AUGAAUGAUAUUCUUUGUAUUGUUAAAACAACAUCUCAAAUAAAGAACGGUUCAUGGGUUCGUGUUGAACAUGGAAUUUAUCCAGAUGAUUUAGCUAAAGUUGAAUAUUGUGAUAUGAUACAAAAUAUGGUUACAUUUAAAUUAAUACCACGAAUUGAUUAUACAAAAAAAAACGUGAAACAUCAAAUGAUCAAAAUGAUAUUAAGACUUUCGUCAAUACUGAUUAUAGCGUUAAUUAAAUCAUAUGAAAAUGUAACAUAUCGUAAAGAAUUAAUUGAACAAAUCGAUGAAAAAACUCAAAAUGAUAUAAUGAAAGUAUCAAACGAAUUUUUUCUUUUACUACUCUUAAUACAACAAGAAAUUGUUGGUUCAAAAGAUUAUUCAUAUCAUUAUAACGGUUUAAAUGAUGAAAAUUUAUCACAUGGAUAUGAUGAAUUAUCUUCAUCAUUUUUAUUACCAGAUUUAAAAGAAAGUUUUUCUAUUGGACCUGAACAUGAAGAAAAAAUACGUUAA
Messenger RNA from Rotaria sp. Silwood1, 513 nucleotides. The record is from the annotation of a GenBank genome assembly. Lineage: Eukaryota; Metazoa; Rotifera; Eurotatoria; Philodinida; Philodinidae.